AUGGCUGGGACACUACAGUGCCUGCUCUGUCCAGUGAUGGCCAUUGGUCUCCUCCCUGGGGGGGGGGGGGCUUUAGCUCAGAAUCAUGCAGGCCAAUCCAUGGACAGCUCUGUUGUGGGAAGUGGCCUCCAGGAGCCAGAGGGCCCGGAACUCCUCUUGCAGCUGCUCUGGGCCAAGGUAGAAGUGAACAUCAGACAGCUGUACGUCCAGGAUGAGAAACCAGGAUCCACACAUCCAGGCCGUGGACUCAGGCUCCUGCAGCAGCACCUGCCCAGUAAUUCGGAGGGUGCUAAGCAAUGGCUACAGCAAUUCUAGGAUCUUCAGAGACGGCCUCUUAGCCCUUGGGAUAGUCAGCAUCUGCUUCUUAUAGGCCUGGUGUGUGUCUAUCAGCUCCAUGAGACCAGUGAGGCUGAGGAGAGGGGUUGUUGGGCCCAGGUCUUUGCCCUCCUGACACAGGAAACACUUUACCUGUGCAAGAGUUUCUGUCCUGGGGGGCGGGGUGGGGGUUCCUGGGCCUCCAUCCUUGACCCUUGA
Messenger RNA from Peromyscus maniculatus bairdii (prairie deer mouse), 534 nucleotides. It is a transcript of the gene Fam180b, whose product is annotated as family with sequence similarity 180 member B. The record is from RefSeq and is a predicted model, not a curated record. NCBI's taxonomy places the organism in Eukaryota, Metazoa, Chordata, Mammalia, Rodentia, Cricetidae.